AUGAACACCAACUUGCCUCCAUUGUCAUUAUCAAUUCUUGGUGUUGAACCUCUCGAUGAAUUCAUUCGAGAGAUCGCUGAUUUCGUUCACCAUAUGAUCGUGACGAGACCCGUUCAUCCAGAUGCAAAAGUUGAGGUAGAAGCAAAACUUGGUAUCCUCAGGGACCGCACAAGUGGGCAGCGCCUAAUGCUGCCAGUUCUUGUGGAGACAAUCUUAAUCCCGAACGAGGUUGACCUUCGAUUCGAGUCCAAUAUGUCUCUUACCCAGCACAAGCACUUCAACACCAUGCUCAACGAUCUGAAACUAAUAUCAUCUCAACCGUCUCACCCGACGUCUCCCCUCGAGUAUACCCAUGUCAAGGUGAUCGACUCAUUCUAUUCAACCGAGGAUCGAGAAAAAAUACGUGUUACCCGGGAGGAGAAGACCAAUACCGUUCUUGAAAUAACGCGCAAAAUAAGGCUUGGGGAUCUCAACAUAUAUAGUCCCAAGAGGGCGGUGGAUUGGAGGGUCAGCGUGUCGCUCGAAGUUCCAGUCCCCCAUCCCAUUGGAUCUCCAACCCACGUACGACGGAAAGAUAGGAUAUGCUACUCGCACGAGGAGUUCAACAUCGACCUGACCCAAGUUCAUUCCAAUAAUAAUGCGGCACCCAAUGCACCGACUGAAGUUCUUCAUGAGUUGGAGGUGGAGAUCGCUCGCCCAGGACUGCUGCUUUCGACUGCCGCCAAACGCGGGGAUCCAAAUGUGUCAGAACUUGACCGCAACGCGUUUGAUGAGCUGAUUCGAUCGUUUGUCAAUAACGCCAGAAUAUUGGUCAAGAACGCGAACGACGGCUGGCACACGUAG
Molecule: messenger RNA, 843 nt
Organism: Suillus subaureus
Lineage: Eukaryota; Fungi; Basidiomycota; Agaricomycetes; Boletales; Suillaceae
Product: mRNA capping enzyme
Exons: 5
Coding region: 1-843 (280 amino acids)
Biological process (GO): 7-methylguanosine mRNA capping; polynucleotide 5' dephosphorylation
Cellular component (GO): mRNA capping enzyme complex
Molecular function (GO): polynucleotide 5'-phosphatase activity
Source: RefSeq, a predicted model, not a curated record